AUGGAUACUAAAAACCAUUCGAGUGAUAGGGCUAGGGCGUACCCCACAGGCGACGCGCAGGGGCAGCACCCGGCUCCUGUGGGAAAUGGACAAGGGUUGUCGCACCGGAACGGGCGGGUGCGACGUAAGAAGCGAGCUCGAAGUGUGAGAGAGUUAAAAUUGAGGUGUGCAAGUUGGAAUGUAGGAACGAUGUCUGGAAGAGGAAGAGAGCUAGCAGAUGUUUUAAAAAGGCGACGGAUAAAUGCAGCGUGCCUGCAAGAGACAAAGUGGAAGGGUGCAAGGGCUAGGGAAAUCGGAGAAGGAUAUAAAUUAUUUUAUUGUGGAAGUGAUGGCAAGAAAAAUGGUGUGGGUAUAGUUUUAGAUAGUAGGUUAAAAGAAUGUGUGGUGGAUAUAAAAAGAGCGAAUGAUAGACUGAUAGCGAUUAAACUGAUUGUGGACGGCAUGACACUGAAUCUAGUAAGUGUGUAUGCGCCGCAGUCCGGCUGUGAGGAGAGCGUGAAAGAAAAGUUUUGGGAGGACUUUGAUUGCCUGCUGAUGAAUAUACAGGAUAGCGAGGAAGUCUACGUGGGUGGUGAUUUUAAUGGCCAUGUAGGAAGAGAGAAUGAUGGAUAUGAGAGAGUGCAUGGUGGGUGGGGAUUGGGAAACCGGAACGCUGACGGUGAGACACUUUUACAAGCUGCCUGUGCCUUCGACCUGGCUAUAACAAACACGUGGUUUAAGAAAAAAGAGGAACACCUAAUAACCUACAAGAGUGGCCACCACGCGACACAGAUAGACUACUUCCUAGUGAGGCGGAGGAGUCUAUGCUGUGUCAAAAACUGUAAAGUGCUGCCAGGCGAAGCAUUAGUCGCCCAACAUAGGCUUGUGGUGAUGGAUGUUAAAUUAAGUGUCUCCCCCAGAAACAGCCAAAUACGGCCCCCUCCAAAGACAAGAUGGCGUAUGUUAGAGAAUGAUGAAUGUGCUAGUAGAUUUAGGAACCAUAUAGUGGAGAAAAUUAUAGAAAUGAAUGAGAUGGAAGAGAAAUUGGUAGAUGAUUGUUGGAAUGAGAUGGCCAGGCAUAUAAGGAAGGUCGCAAAGGAUGUGUUUGGAGAGUCGAAAGGAAAAGGUCUGAUAGAUAGGGAUACAUGGUGGUGGAAUUUGGAAGUGCAAAAUGUACUGAGCGAGAAGAAAGUGGCAUUUAAAGAAUGGCAGGUUGUAAAAAAUGUGAAUACAAGUUUAAAAGAUGAAAAAAAGGAAGUUUACAAGGAAUUUAAGAGGAGAGCAAAGAAGGCGGUAGCAGUGGCCAGAGCUAAGGCACAAGAAAAGUUGUACAACUCACUGGACAGCCCUAGAGGCCAGAAGGAACUCUACCGAAUUACGAAAGAGAGAGAAAGACGAUCGAGAGAUAUAACACAUAUCAAAUGCAUGAAAGAUGAGGCUAAUGUUUUUAAGGCUUUACAAAAACAAUGGCAGGGACAUAGGAAAUCCUUCGAAAACGCAAUCGUAUUGGCGUUAAAGGAUAACUAUGGGUAUAGAGGGAUGAACGUAUACGUGAGGCGAGCGGCGGACUCGUUUCGAAUGGCUAAAGGUUUAUUUUUAACUGACAAUGUCGUUGAUGUGCUUUUAUUUGAUCUGUCCCUCACGAGCAUACCUCAUCUCAACAUGCCGGAGGUUACAUUCGCGCUCGCGUCCAAUGUCCUGAAGGUGGAGGCUGGUCUCAGCCAGAUGAUAGUGCAGUCUUCAUACGUGCUGUUCAGAAAUCAAUCUGAUAUUUUGAGUACCGUGCCUCAAAAUCCAUAUGAAAAAUCACCAUUCGCCUACGAGCAAGUUGAUAAUACUGGAAUGUUAGCAUACCUUCGCAAUCUCAAGGAGUACCACCAGUUAUAG
Messenger RNA from Vanessa atalanta (red admiral), 1866 nucleotides. RefSeq lists its product as uncharacterized. The record is from RefSeq and is a predicted model, not a curated record. The transcript is spliced from 5 exons. Gene Ontology annotation, biological process: chromatin remodeling. Gene Ontology annotation, molecular function: catalytic activity. Gene Ontology annotation, cellular component: nucleus. Lineage: Eukaryota; Metazoa; Arthropoda; Insecta; Lepidoptera; Nymphalidae. Bases 1 to 1866 code for a protein of 621 amino acids.